Spizellomyces punctatus DAOM BR117 is the source of this 1960-nucleotide messenger RNA. RefSeq lists its product as uncharacterized. Lineage: Eukaryota; Fungi; Chytridiomycota; Chytridiomycetes; Spizellomycetales; Spizellomycetaceae. The coding region runs from base 129 to 1907 and encodes 592 amino acids. Gene Ontology annotation, molecular function: translation initiation factor binding; guanyl-nucleotide exchange factor activity; translation initiation factor activity. The transcript is spliced from 5 exons. Gene Ontology annotation, cellular component: eukaryotic translation initiation factor 2B complex. The record is from RefSeq and is a predicted model, not a curated record.
ACCCUCAAGAGAAGAACGAGCUUUUUACAUCUUUUAUAAAAAUAGCAACGACGAAGCGAUCCGCGACACUACCGCGACACACUCUACAUCGUCAUUCCGACGUAUGCGAUACAUGGGUAUGCUGAUAAAUGUCUGGGAUAAUAAAAAGGCACCUCUUUUCGUCCCCAUCCCACCGUCCGACUGCCACAUCACAUGAACGAGAUUACUUGACGAGCAUGAAAGUGACGACAAUGCAGUUUGUGGAAGUGUUACCGUGUGUCUGUGUUGGGAUGGGGUUUGUCGCUGUUGAAAAGGCCGCAAGGUUUUUUUUGGCGGAGGAUAAGGUUAAUGAGAUUUUCGGGCCUUUUAUGCCACUGUUGGAGGAAGUGAGCGCUGUUGUUCAAGAGGAGGCAGAGCAAGAGGGAGAUGGGCAGCAAGUGGAUACACCUGUUGUUGUUGAACCGGUGUCGAGUCCUGUGGAGACGUGGAUACAGCGGGUCAAGAAUGCAGCGAUCGGUGUACGGACAGAGUUGCAACAGACCGCGACGGGGAUCGUCCAUUUCUUUGUGUGGAGACCUUAUUUAUUUGUCAGGAACAAGUACUUUGAGAGUAUUACCUGGGCCCGGCUGAUCAAGGAUCGGCAUAGACUUCGUGCAGAAAAUACCCGACUUCGCCGCACCAUUCGCCAACUCAACCUCCGUCUCAACCUCUCUAGACGCCGCCAAAGAGCCGCACACGAAGCCUGGACUCUCCUCCGCGACGACCUCAAAAACGAGCACAGAACCCGCGUCCUCGCAGCCCAAUGUCACGCUGACUAUGUCCAAGUCAUUACACGCGAAUACGCAGCCGAACUCGACCGAAUGGAAACGGAUAAUGUCAACCUCCAACAAGAGAUUGCUCGAUUGAGGGGACAGUCUACCCCCGAGUUUCUCGAUUUGUAUGUGCAAGUGGAUACGGUCGUUCAAAACCGGGUGUACGAAAACAUUGAGGCUGAAUUGGAUGCGGUGGUUGAGAAGCGGGCGGCGUUGGCGGAGAUGGAUGAAGUUAUUCACUUGAAAUUGGAGGAAGCGUUACAGGAAACUAGUAUGAGCGAAGAGGAUGACGAUGAUGGACACACAGAGUCAUUAGAAGAACUCGCGGAUUUUAAAACAACGGCUACUAGCCGGCUUACUCAACUUUUAGUCUCAGACGCAACCGCCUCAGCCAUGGUCCUCCAACUCGAAGAUGCCGCCAUGAAAUGCACGCGCGAUGUAUCCUCCCGUGAAUCCCUCUCACUCAUUAUCGGCAUCGUGCUGGCUCACAUGGAGGAGUUGGGGUUGUAUGAGGAUUGGAGUCGAGUGGAUGCGGCUUUUGGCAAGUACCAAAAGCUGCUGUGCUACUAUAUUGACAGUGAUGCCGAUCAAGUGGCAUUUCUCGAGGGCGUCGAGACCUUUUGCACCCCACCCCCCAAACCCGCCCUAUUCCCCCGCCUCCUCCGCGUCAUUUACAAAUACGAAUUAGUGGAACCCACCGCCGUUGUAGAAUGGUACCGCCUCCCCAGUUCGUCACCAACCCACAACAUGAUACGGGCGUCUUGUGCCCAGUUUGUCGAGUGGCUACAAACCAAGGAGCGGGAAGAGGAUGAGGAGGAGGAUGAGGCUGUUGAGGCGGAUCCGGCUCUGUCGGUGGAGAGGUUGUGUCAAGGGGAUGAAGAAGUCGGAGUCAUAUUGGCGGACUGUAUGGAGGAAGAUGGGGAGGAUGAGGAGGAAGAGGUAUACCCAGAGAUUGAGUUUAGAUUUGAGGAUGAGGAGCGGGAGGGUGCGGGGGUCAAGAGUCCGAGGCGGGGGUCACUGGUGAGACGUGUCCCAGGGGAAGCUGUCACCACGGUCAAGAAACGGGUGUGCUUUAGUAAUGAGGUACACACCCUGUUGAUUGAUGAUCCCAUGUAGGGGAUGAGGGGGAGACAGUGUUUCUUUUGUGUAUAUAUUUUUUUGUUCAAGUA